Messenger RNA from Lentinula edodes (shiitake mushroom), 2532 nucleotides. Its product is annotated as NUC188 domain-containing protein. Gene Ontology annotation, biological process: tRNA 5'-leader removal. The record is from RefSeq and is a predicted model, not a curated record. NCBI's taxonomy places the organism in Eukaryota, Fungi, Basidiomycota, Agaricomycetes, Agaricales, Omphalotaceae. Gene Ontology annotation, cellular component: ribonuclease MRP complex; nucleolar ribonuclease P complex. Bases 1 to 2532 code for a protein of 843 amino acids. The transcript is spliced from 13 exons.
AUGAAACGCGCCUUGGAAAAAACGCAACCUACCAAUUUCAAAGAGAGGAAGAAACAAAGGCUUGCAAAUGCUCGGACAAUCGUGGUACAAUCACCAAUCACCACCUCGAAUGCUGUUGCAGGUUCUUCGCGAUUAGGUCCUACCGUCAAUGACAAAUUGAAGCGGCUCCCGGGUGCUAUCGAUGUUGAGAAAUUUGCAGAGGCUCGCAUCCGUACAUAUAGUUCGGCCUCCACAACUCGAGCAUGGCAAGUUCUUCCCCGACAUCUACGUCGUCGAGCAGCGAGUCAUAAUCCCCGGCGAGUACCUCUCCGUUUACGCGACAAAGCGCGUUCAGAGAUGGAUCCUAUGAGGCGAAAAGUCCUCGGACGUGCUAUGCCAAAACUCGGAAAGGAAAGGCGGCUCCCCAAAGAAGUGAUAUUCAUGAAUCGACAACACGACAAAAGGUGGUUAGAGACCCACAUUUGGCAUGCAAAGCGCAUGAAAAUGGAGAAUAUGUGGGGAUACAGACUGGCAGUUACUCCCACAGAAAAGGCAUUUCGUCCUUCACAUCGUGCUUCAAUACAUGGCUCCAUCCUCCAUGAUGCGUCGUACCUAUCUCUCAUUGAAAUGACAGGACCUGAAGCAACUUUAAAGGCCAUUUUGGAAAUGUGCUGUGACGCUCAAGAUGUCAGUCCUGGGGCUCAAAGAUAUACUUCGGGAGCUCGAGUGUGUAAAACCCACAUCUACGCACCAAAUCGUUAUCCUCUUGGUCUGAUCUGUCCGAUCACUGUGAUGUGGAAGUCCAGGCCCUCAAUUAUAAGUAAACCCUUAGAGGAGGCCUCCAAGUCUAAGAAAGGCAAAGGAAAAGACAAGCAGAAAGAAGUUCCACCUGAAGCCGGCGACAAUAUGCGAGUUCUCUGGAUCUAUUUUCACCCUUCAAUGUAUGAUGAAGUGUUCUCUGCUCUUCGUACUUCUACUUCUCAAACCCUAGAGGCUGCAGGCAGUCAAGGCGUCAUUGUCGACGUCGAGCUCAUUGAUAUUCGAGGAGAGGUCGGCAUUUUUGAAAUCAUGGGGCCCAAGUCAAAUCAAGUUCUUCGAGGUUCGCUUUCUCCAGUGAUGGCGCAGGCGAGUGACGACUUCAAAAAAUUCUGGGCCUCAUUGGGGAAUAUACAGUCGUGUGGGUCAGUGCCAAGAGGCAUGAUCAUAGGGUUUCUUGUGAAUGACCCGCGCUUGAGAUUUCCUCCAAAAAAUGCCAAGGUGCAGUUACCGGUUGGAAACAGCGUGUCGUCUUCGAUAGGAGUCUUCCCCUCCGCUGCAUUAGCUGCAUGUAACGUAUGGGAACAGAAUAUCCGAAACCAACUCAAAAAUCCGCGAUACCAGACAAAAGAUAUCAACGCAAGACGCGCUCAGAACCUGAUUCCUGGGACACCCUUGAAUCCGCUGCGACAGGAUGAUCGGAUACCGGUCAUGCUCAUCCAAACAUCAUAUCAACAUUCAGCCUCCAACGAUACCGAAAGCAUCGAAGGAUGGACUUUCAUAUUUCCGGCAGGAUGGUCUAUGGCGUUUUUCCAGCAACUCACGUAUACUGGGACUCGGGUCGCUGGGCAACGCGAACGCCAAACACAGGCAUUUGAAGCAGGCACUCCAUAUUUCCCUUCAGAUUAUCCCUCUACUAGCGCAUACAAAACCCACAUAUCGGCCAGAGCAGAGAAAGAGAAGGCGAAGUGGGCUAGGACUCCGGCCGCUAAGAGGGUAAAUUAUAGGAAGCUUGGCACACGCAGUCCGUGGAUACCCGAUUGGGAAGUCGUCUUGGGGUUGAAGGAGAUGCCCGAUGAGCCCUUAGAUGAUGAUGACGACGACGAGGAGAAUGUAGAUGAUGUGGAAGAUAUGCAGGACCUCAUCACAACACAGCGCGAACCAGAACAGUCCCUGGAGCAACAACGAGAAGAUUUCCUCGUAGAUGAUGAUCCUGCAGUUGGUCCUUGGCUUCUUCGUGGUGUCGAGAUUUCCAGCAUCGUUUCCGAUUUGAGCGAGGAUUUAGUUCCAAGUCAAUCGCUUCUCGCCACUCUGAACCGCCUUCGAGCGAAACGCUCACUUGAGCCACUUGAGAGUACUAUCAAGCCUGACAACUUGCUGAAAAGCGCUUUGGUGUCGGUCCGUAUAACGAUUUGUUCGAAAGGGUCCCCGAGCGAUCUUUCUCUUGUGUACUCGAUUCCUGAUCCAGAGCUACAAGAAUGGCGGAAAGGUUUGACAAGGGCGGGCGUGGACCCUAUACCCGCAGAAGUUGAAUUUGUGAACAAUUUCUCCCAGCUUCCGGAUAUUGUUCCUGCUCCCAGUUCAAUCAUUGGGUACAUAACAACUGGGGGAUUCUCACUUUCUCGGGGAGAGGGCUUUGCAAUCGGGGCAAUGUCUCUUACUCGUUUGUUCGAGCUCCAGCAGCAAGCUAAAAGGUUAUCGCAUUACGUGAAGUCCGAUAAGACUUUGUUCGUGAAGGUCCGCGAUCGAAAAGGACACCAGUGUCGGCUGGCACGCAUUCAUGUCGUGCAGAAUUGA